AUGUUCGCCAAGUCUGUUUUCGUCGCCCUCGUUGCCGGUGUCCUCGGUGUUUCGGCCGCCUACGACCCUGCCCACAUGCCCGCCAAGACCGACGCCAAAGGCGGUCAGACCGGCUACAACGACUGCCAGCAGCGGUACGGUGCUUCUAGCGCCAAAGCCAAGUGCCAGAAUGUCUUUAUCAACUCGGUCAAGGACUUCUGUCUCUGGGGUCCCCCCAACACCAAGAGCUCCGACACUGUCGGCGAUCUUGAGGCUGUCAUGGUCUCCUACUGCAUGAAGUCCGGCUACGGCACCCGUCUCAUCCCCGAUGGCACCAUUCACGGCGCCCACUUCCUCAAGACCCCGUCUUUCGUCCAGAUCACCGGUACCGGUGACUUUACCAAGAUUCACAUCCGCGCUGGUGACGAGGGUGGUGAGCUUGACCCUCACGGUGCCACUGGCUCCGGUAACCCUGUCGGUGGCCAGGUAUUCACCCGUGCCUACACUGGCAACUGGGAGCAGCUUCCCGAGUGGCAGAACUUCAUGUCGGCCACCGAAUACUGCUUCCGUGCCUGCCGUUCCGGUACCUAUGCCAAGCAGUGGUGCCCCCACAUCUACGAUGUCAUGGGCUGCAUGUGGAACGAGCCCGCCAACUACGACCGUAAUGUCUUUGAGCAGUGCGAAGGUACCGAGGGUCAGUGGCCUGGUGUCUACUCGGGCUCCACUUGGUACCAGGGUGUCAGGCCCACUCCUGCCGCUCAGCCUGCCGGCCAGAGCUCCAACUGCCGAUACUACCCAUCGAUCUCGAACGGUCCCGCAGUCAAGACCCCCUCGAAGCGAUCCGUCAUGGCGACUCAGGUCAAGCGUUCGCCCGAGUGGGAGGAGGAACCCUAA
Molecule: messenger RNA, 873 nt
Organism: Sporisorium graminicola
Lineage: Eukaryota; Fungi; Basidiomycota; Ustilaginomycetes; Ustilaginales; Ustilaginaceae
Exons: 1
Coding region: 1-873 (290 amino acids)
Source: RefSeq, a predicted model, not a curated record